AUUACGAGUCCAAUAGUCCGCCGGUGCUCGAGCCCCCAACCUCGUGUGUUUUUGGUGUGUGGUGCCCGCCGCCCGACCUACCGUACCAUUGUUGUUUUUCGUUUGCGACUCGCGACGACAUACCUUACGACACCUCUCUCUCUCUCUCUCUCUCUCUUCUUCCUCUUCCCCUCUUCACCAUCUGGCCUUUUUGUGAGAACAGCUUUUGUCUAUCGUAUCAUUGCGAAAAGCAUUUUGCUGCAUUUUGCCCUGCUGUUGUAUUAUUGUACUUUUCCAUAUAUACCUUAAAUCACGACAACAUGCCUCGCGAAGGUACUCGGUCGUCAACCGGCAACUCCAAGCCGCGCGUCUUCCCCGUCGUCGACACCGCGCCGGCGGUCAAGAGGACUACCAAGCCCAAGCCCGCAGCUGCUGAGGAGCCCAAGGCUGCGCCCGCGAAGGGCGCCAAGCCUACGGGCGUGACCAAGAAGGCCGCCCCGAAGAAGGAGAGCACUGUUGCGAAGAAGGUCAAGGCUGUAGCGGACAAGGUCGAGAAGAAGGCUGGAAAGACGGCCGACAAGGCAGAGAAGAAGGCCGAGAAGGCGGCCGCGGAGCCAAAGCCCAAGGCUGCGCCCAAGAAGAAGGCUGCUGCUGCUCCUGCCGCUGCUCCUGCCGCUACUGCCGAGUAAACUGGAUCACCGUCCGAAUCGUCUGUCUCUCAGA
Messenger RNA from Neurospora tetraspora, 702 nucleotides. RefSeq lists its product as uncharacterized. Lineage: Eukaryota; Fungi; Ascomycota; Sordariomycetes; Sordariales; Sordariaceae. The coding region runs from base 300 to 668 and encodes 122 amino acids. The transcript is spliced from 4 exons. The record is from RefSeq and is a predicted model, not a curated record.